Messenger RNA from Chelonus insularis, 1402 nucleotides. It is a transcript of the gene Fibp, whose product is annotated as acidic fibroblast growth factor intracellular-binding protein. The record is from RefSeq and is a predicted model, not a curated record. Bases 270 to 1346 code for a protein of 358 amino acids. The transcript has 6 exons. Gene Ontology annotation, cellular component: nucleus. NCBI's taxonomy places the organism in Eukaryota, Metazoa, Arthropoda, Insecta, Hymenoptera, Braconidae.
CCACUUCCUGGGUAAUUUUCCUCAUGACAUGGACUCCAAGUUUGUCCUCUGCUCUCUCUGCUUCACAUGAUAAAACUUAAAGUAUUAUUUAAACAUCAAUUCUCUAAAUCUCAUACGUGGUAUAAUGUUGUAUAUUUAUAAACUCUCUCAUGAUAUUUUUCUAAUAAAAAUGUUGGUCAUGUAUAUCUUGAUAUCUUGAUUUAUUAACUGUGAAUAUUGUAAUAAGUUAUUAUUUAAGCAGUGUCAUUUAUCGAUAAAGUUAACUAAAAAUGUUGUCAGAAGUCGAUGUAUUUAUAAGUAAUUAUACUCUUGUUGAUCCUGAAAUUUAUCAACUAUGGGUGGAUGGAUAUUCCUCUAGUGAUGCAGUUGCUCUUUUACAUCAACGAGGUGUAUGUCAUCAUACGAAUGCUCCAAUUGAAUUAAUAGCAUCUGAUGUAUUGGAUCAUUAUCGUACUUAUUCAUUAUUGGAGCGACUUUUACAUACUCCAACCAAAUUAGCCAGUGAACAAUUGGCAUUUCAAAUAGAACCACAAACUAGUCAAAUGCUAAUAGAAAUGUAUUACGAAUUCGAUGACUGUGUUAUACGUGAAUUGUUAGGAAAAAAAUUAACUUCUAAAAGCAGAAAAGAUAUGGAUGAGGUUGCUGAGAAAACCGGAAUCACAUUGAAAAGUUGUCGAAGACAAUAUGAUAAUGUUAAACGAGUAUUCAAAAUUGUAGAGGAUUUACCAGGUUCUUUAGUAACCAACAUUAAACAACAUUUUUUAUUGCCCGAAGAAUUGGCCAAAAGAUACGCCGCAGUAGUUUUUAUAGCAUGUCUAAGAUUCGAAAUGAACAAAAGAAAAUUACAAUUUCUAACUUUUCCAGAUCUGUAUCACUGUGCUAAUUCUAUUAUGUCUUUAUGGACCUAUCGUUAUGUUGGAUCAGAGUAUUUUGAUACAGAUCUAGAUAGAGAGUUCCUCGUUGAAUUAUCAGAAUGUCGAGUAUUAUUAGAAAAUGACAAACAUCAUAAGCAUUUGGUGUGCAUGAAAUUAAAGCCAGCACUAUUAGAUAGAAUGUAUCAAGAGUUGGAUUUAAAUUUUCGUUCCUACUCUAGAGCUCUGUUAGGAAUUGGUUGUAAUUUGCAUCGUUCUAGAGAACUUCGUUUCUUUUUUUUGGAAUUAGUAGAACGAUGUGUAGAACCUUGGCGUCAAGUAAACUGGUCACACACAGAUUUGAAAAAUUUCUUAAACGCUUACACUCAAUGUGCUCUUGAUAUGGAUGUACUAAGAGAGGCCACUCUUAGAGAUGCAUUUGAUCGUUAUAUGAAAGUUGUUACGAGUUGUCUAUUACGAAUGUAUCAUACGUGAUCGUUAAUUAUUAUUUGUAAUCAAGAAAAUGAAAAUUAAUAAAUCAUAUAUUACAA